UGAUACACAGCUUAACCUUAGAAACGCAAACAGUCUGUGGCUUAUUAAACCAACCUAUGCUUGCACUAAGACACAUCGCGGUUGGAAUUACCACCUAGUCACAUCAAGCAUGCCUCCUAGUAUAUUUGCAAGACAGAGUGCCGAGGUUGAUUGGUGUGAGUCAAACUACUUGCACUCUGAGAAUGUAGCAGAGUAUUACAACACGGUAAGCUAAAUCGAGUUGAAAAAAAAAAAGGCCAGAACAGCAGCUCAGAUGUUCAUUGUUGAACUGACACAGUGAUCCAGUCCUUAAAUUUCACUUCAUUAAUAAGUCAGUAAUGUCGUCUUUUUUCUGGUUGGUCCCCUGAUGAUGUACCUCUUGCAUCCAUAUGCCUGUAAACGAUCCCUAGCUGUUCACCUCGUUUGGAUUAUGUUCAUCAUUGUUGGGCUGUUUUCUACAUACUACCACAUGACCUUGAGUUACUUGGGGCAGUUGCUGGAUGAGAUCUCUAUUCUGUGGGUUAUUGCUAUGGGUUAUUCCAUUUGGUUUCCCAAGCCCUACUUCCCGGAUUUCAUCAAAAACAGGCAUCAGUUUGGAACCAUCAUUUUUAUUGUUGCUGCAAUCAGUACUCUAUUGUCGUUUGUGAAGCCAGUGGUUAACGCCUAUGCCUUGAACUGUAUAACCUUCCACAUACUAUAUGUAGUAGUGAAGGAAAUAAGGAAGUGUACUGAUCCAGCCAUCCGACAUUUAGCUUUCCUUUCCUUUAGCUUAUGGCUGGUGGCCAUUUCCUGCUGGCUCAGUGAUCGUUUUUUCUGCGAAUUCUGGAGAACUAUUAACUUCUGUUACCUGCAUAGCCUUUGGCACAUUCUUAUCUGUAUCACUGUGGUAUACAGUAACACACUAUUUGCCUACUUUGAUGCCCUGUACGAGAUUCCCGAGUGCCAGGCUCAGGUUCAGUAUUGGCCUUUUAAGUCUUCACGCAUUGGACUCCCAUAUCUGGAAAUCACCAAAUGUUUUGUUCCUAAAAAGCACUUCUAGCAGAUAAUGCGGCCUUUUAAACGAUAUGGAUGGUUGGAUUUUUAACUUCCUUUUUAUGGCUGUAAUAUUUUUAUACGGAAAUAAAUGUAUUUAUAAGUGUU
Molecule: messenger RNA, 1119 nt
Organism: Spea bombifrons (plains spadefoot toad)
Lineage: Eukaryota; Metazoa; Chordata; Amphibia; Anura; Pelobatidae
Gene: ACER1
Product: alkaline ceramidase 1
Exons: 8
Coding region: 347-1018 (223 amino acids)
Biological process (GO): ceramide metabolic process
Cellular component (GO): membrane
Molecular function (GO): hydrolase activity, acting on carbon-nitrogen (but not peptide) bonds, in linear amides
Source: RefSeq, a predicted model, not a curated record